Coniosporium apollinis CBS 100218 is the source of this 891-nucleotide messenger RNA. RefSeq lists its product as uncharacterized. The coding region runs from base 1 to 891 and encodes 296 amino acids. The record is from RefSeq and is a predicted model, not a curated record. Gene Ontology annotation, biological process: regulation of DNA-templated transcription. Gene Ontology annotation, molecular function: DNA-binding transcription factor activity, RNA polymerase II-specific; zinc ion binding. The transcript is spliced from 3 exons. Lineage: Eukaryota; Fungi; Ascomycota; Dothideomycetes.
AUGCCCCACGAAAUAUCCUGGGAGGCGCCUGCGCUGGGCACUCGGAAGAGAAUGCGGAAAGGGACCCGGAGCUGCUUUGAGUGCCGCCGCCGCAAGAUCCGCUGCGUCUUCCCUACCGCCCAGCCUUCCGUCUGCACCCAAUGCUCCGCCCACGGCGCACGCUGCAUCAAUCAAGAGCAUGCCGAGACCGCCCUCAUUCCGGACCGGCGGAAGAACCUCCGGCAGCGAGUUACGGAGCUGGAGGCUUUGAUUGAGUCCUUGACUAAAGAUCAACCGGACCGCGGCCUUGAGCAGCAAGGGGGUUCUCCAGGAAGCUCGGGGCUAAGUACACAUCGGACAUCAGAGCCUCUGUUACCAUCUGAAGCCGUACAUGCUUCAACGUACAGCGAUGCCCAAGUUUCUCUCCGACCUCCCGCCGAGAGUGCGGUACCUCACCCCGCCGCAGGCUCAUUCGCUUCCUCUCCGCUCAAUCUCAGGCCCAGGCUCAAUGCCUCCACCCCCUCACCCGGCCCCAGAACCACCAAGACACGGAACCCAGGGCGGCCUCACCUAAUCGACAUCGACUUCCACGGCGUAGAAAUCACGCCACCAGCUUCCAGGGCUAAGAGCGGCCCCCUUAACUCCGGAGCCAGCACUCCAACCCCCAUGGACAACAGCGGCGGAAUCGCGGCCGCGAAUAGGAACCCGGGCCCGCCGCACCUCAUCAACGUCGAUUUUAGCAGCCUCCAGCCUCCGUCAUCUGACCCUCCGCCUUCUUCUCCGGUCACCAGUACUGAAGCAUCUAUGACGCAGGAGUUCGGGAUACGCGCCCACCAACACCAAGCCCCCGCAUCACCCGAUCAGGAUCGAUUUCGGUGGCAUGGAGGGUAUGCGUGCGGGAUGUUGUAUUGA